AUGACAUGACAUUUGUACAAAAAUCAACCUAGAAAUGUCAUCGAAUCAGGAAAUUCUCGACCAAGUCUACAAGCAAGAAGAAACCGACAACUUCAUCUACUCAAUCAGAGAGGAACUGAUGGACAGGGUAAUGAAAGAAUGCUACGACAUCUACAUAAAGAAACAAACGAUCAGAUUCGUGGUUCAGUGUGCUUACGAUGCGUUGGUUAAGUUCAUUUCCAUUUCCUGCUACUACCACUAUCCUGUUCCGAACAUUAAAACUUCAAGCUGGACAUCGGAUGUACCUAUUGAACCAUCACCCAAAGAUACCUGGGCUAUUGGUGCCGUUCCUGUCAGGCCUUUUGAUGUUGGAGAAGGAAACAGUGAAGAUAGAGCACGUGACAAGACUGACAAUCUUGAAGAAAGAUCAUUUUCUUGUUAUUGCCCUAAAAAUUUAAGGUGUAUGUGUACUCACAGAGAAGAGGAAGUGUUUGAUAUAUUGAACAGAGAGUACCAAGAAUCCAAAGACCAGCUCAGUGCGUCAAGUAUGUCACACGAGCACCCAAUAAACGUUACUCUUGAAUCGGCCAGCAAAAAGUCCUUUACCAUGACCAAGCAAUCGGUAGUGGAUUUUGAUCAGAGUGCUAGAAGGGCAAAUCGUUCAGAUACAUUGACAACUACUGUUACCAAGGAGAGUUCUCCAGGUACUCAGAGCGACAGUGUGAGCGAUGUGAAGCGACGCAAGAAGAAGAAGGAUAAGGUACAGGUGAAGGAUGUGAAACAGGAAGUACCUGAUCCGGUGGUGAGAGGUUCGAAGUUGAGUUUGGUCAAGUUGCCUCCAUUGAGGAUCAAUACGAAGGUUCAGAGUAAGCCUGAUGAUAAAAAGAAGAAGAAAUUUUAAUGGUUUUAUCUUUUUUUAUUUUGUUAUUUGA
Messenger RNA from Sitophilus oryzae (rice weevil), 911 nucleotides. RefSeq lists its product as uncharacterized. The transcript has 2 exons. NCBI's taxonomy places the organism in Eukaryota, Metazoa, Arthropoda, Insecta, Coleoptera, Curculionidae. The coding region runs from base 35 to 880 and encodes 281 amino acids. The record is from RefSeq and is a predicted model, not a curated record.